AAAUUUGAAGGCUUAAACAUUACAGAGCAACAAAGAAGCACCGGAGCAGAGAUCUUCGUCUUUAUUCUUUGUACAAUCGCAAUUGCUCGAAGACAAUUCAUUGAAUCCAACUUCGAGCUACCGAGCCAAUCAACCAGUGAAAGUAUCACUUCAUAUAGGGCGAGGUUUUGCUAUUCCAUGUUAGGCCACUCGGAAAAUAAGAAUGGAAAGGGGCAUGGUUGUUGACCACUGAGGAAUUCUCUAACUCCUUUCUAUUAACGGGCGCUCAGUGAACGCACAUUUUCGAAAUUUACUCGGAGUUCAAAUUCUUAACAGAUUUGAACUAAUCCGAUAGGCGAAUCCGAUUUCGUCCACUUCCGAGAGCCAUUUUUUCCCGUCAUCGCUGUUUUAUUUUAUUUUUUACUACAUUUAGCAUUCGAAUCAGGAGAAGAUGCUGCGUCUGAAAGCGUUUCGGCCUACGAGCGACAAAAUCGUUAAGAUCCAAUUGCAUCCGACGCAUCCAUGGAUGGUUACGGCCGAUGAUUCAGAUCGAGUUUCGGUUUGGAACUGGGAGCACCGCCAGGUGGUGUAUGAGUUGAAAGCUGGUGGAGUGGACGAGCGGCGUUUGGUCGGCGCCAAGUUGGAGAAGCUGGCCGAGGGAGAAAUAGAGUCUAAAGGGAAGCCUACCGAAGCCAUUCGGGGAGGAAGUGUUAAGCAGGUGAAUUUUUAUGAUGAUGAUGUACGCUUUUGGCAACUUUGGCAUAAUCGUUCUGCGGCUGCUGAGGCUCCAACAGCUGUCCACACUUCAGCUUUUAGCUCUCCUGCCCCAUCAACAAGAGGGAGACAUUUUCUUGUCAUAUGUUGUUUAAACAAAGCUAUAUUUUUGGACUUGGUGACAAUGCGGAGCCGUGAUGUACCAAAGCAAGAGCUUGAUAACAAGUCCCUUCUGUGCAUGGAGUUCCUUUAUAGAACUGGUGUUGGUGAUGGUCCUCUUGUUGCUUUUGGUUCAUCAGAUGGUGUCAUUAGAGUUCUCUCAAUGAUGACAUGGAAGCUUGUGCGAAGAUACACCGGAGGUCAUAAAGGAUCGAUCUCUUGUUUGAUGUCCUUCAUGGCUGCUUCUGGCGAGGCUCUUCUGGUGUCGGGUGCUAGUGAUGGAUUGCUCAUAAUUUGGAGUGCUGACCACGGACAGGAUUCACGUGAACUUGUACCCAAGCUUAGUUUAAAAGCACAUGAUGGCGGGGUUGUGGCAGUUGAGUUGUCAAGGGUAAUGGGAGGUGCUCCUCAGCUAAUCACAAUUGGUGCAGAUAAGACAUUAGCCAUAUGGGACACUGUGUCCUUUAAGGAGCUACGGCGGAUAAAGCCAGUUCCCAAAUUGGCUUGCCAUAGUGUGGCUUCUUGGUGCCAUCCUCGAGCUCCAAACCUUGAUAUUCUAACCUGUGUCAAAGAUUCUCACAUAUGGGCAAUCGAACAUCCCACUUAUUCUGCUCUCACGAGGCCAUUGUGUGAAUUGACCUCAGUUAUUCCUCCACAGGCCCUUUCUCCUAAUAAGAAAUUGAGGGUGUAUUGUAUGGUUACACAUAAUUUGCAGCCACAUCUAGUUGCUACAGGAACCAACAUUGGUGUUAUUAUCUGUGAGUUUGAUGCUAGAUCUCUUCCACCUGUAGCUCCUCUACCAACUCCAGCAGACAGUAGAGAGCAUUCUGCCGUAUUUGUAAUUGAAAGGGAAUUGAAGCUAUUAAAUUUUCAGUUAAACAACUCUGCAAAUCCAUCUCUUGGAAAUAACAGCUCCUUGCCAGAAACAGGAAGACCCAAGGGAGACUUUUUUGAACCAUUAUCUGUCAAGCAGGGGAAGAAGCACAUUAGUACUCCUGUUCCACAUGAUUCGUACUCUGUUCUUUCUGUCAGCAGUUCAGGAAAGUAUCUAGCAAUUGUUUGGCCAGAUAUUCCUUAUUUCUCUGUCUACAAGGUUAGUGAUUGGUCAAUAGUUGACUCUGGAAGUGCAAGGCUUCUGGCAUGGGAUACUUGUCGUGACAGAUUUGCUAUAUUGGAAUCAGCAUUACCUCCUAGAAUUCCUGUAAUCCCCAAGGGUAGUUCAUCAAAAAGAGCCAAAGAAGCUGCUGCGGCACAAGCAGCAGCAGCAGCAGCAGCUGCUGCUGCUUCCACAGCUUCUGUUCAAGUCCGCAUCUUAUUAGAUGAUGGUACAUCAAAUAUACUAAUGAGGUCUGUUGGCGCACGCAAUGAACCAGUCAUUGGUUUGCGUGGAGGAGCUCUGCUUGGUGUUGCCUAUCGAACAUCUAGGAGAGUCAGUCCUAUUGCUGCCACAGCUAUUUCAACAAUCCAGUCUAUGCCCUUAUCAGGCUACGGAAGCAGUGGUCUUUCUUCUUUUACUACUUAUGAUGAUGGAUUUUCUUCAAAUAGACCUCCAACCACAGCAGCACCUCAAAACUUCCAGCUAUACAGUUGGGAGACAUUCCAGCCAGUGGGGGACCUUCUUCCUCAGCCAGAAUGGACUGCUUGGGACCAAACCGUUGAGUACUGUGCAUUUGCAUACCAGCAAUACAUAGUCAUAUCUUCUUUGCGCCCUCAAUAUAGAUAUUUGGGAGAUGUUGCAAUCCCAUAUGCUACCAGUGCUGUUUGGCACAGGAGGCAACUGUUUGUGGCUACCCCAACUACUAUCGAAAUCGUUUUUGUGGAUGCUGGGGUUGCUCAAAUUGACAUUGAAACUAAGAGGAUGAAAGAAGAGCAGAAAAUGAAAGAAGCACAGGCAAAAGCUGUUGCAGAGCACGGAGAGUUAGCACUAAUUACUGUAGAAGGUCCUCAGUCUGCUAAGGAAGAAAGAAUAGCAUUGAGGCCACCGAUGUUGCAGGUGGUUCGGUUGGCUUCAUUUCAGCAUGCUCCUUCAGUGCCACCUUUCUUAACAUUACCGAAACAAUCUAGAGUUGAUGGUGAUGACUCUUGGUCGGCAACAGAAGAGAGAAAGACAGGUGAGGUGGCAGUUGGUGGUGGGGGUGUGGCUGUGGCAGUUACCCGCUUCCCAAUGGAGCAGAAACGUCCAGUUGGGCCUCUUGUAGUUGUAGGUGUCAGGGAUGGAGUUCUUUGGCUAAUUGACAGGUACAUGUGUGCUCAUGCCUUAUCCUUGAGUCAUCCUGGUAUUCGCUGCCGAUGCCUUGCAGCUUACGGAGAUGCUGUUAGUGCAGUAAAAUGGGCAAGUAGACUUGGAAGAGAACACCAUGAUGAUUUAGCACAAUUUAUGCUAGGAAUGGGCUAUGCUACUGAAGCACUUCAUCUGCCUGGAAUAUCAAAGAGGUUGGAGUUUGAUUUGGCAAUGAAGAGCAAUGAUUUGAAAAGAGCUCUUCAUUGUCUUCUUACCAUGAGUAACAGCCGGGAUAUAGGACAAGAUGAUACUCCUGGUCUUGGUUUGAAUGACAUUCUUAAUUUAUCAGAUAAAAAACCAGAGAAAAUAUCAGAUAAAAAAAAAGAUAUGGUUGAAGGUUUUCAGGGUAUAGUGAAAUUCGCGAAAGAGUUCUUGGAUCUUAUUGACGCUGCAGAUGCUACUGCACAGAGUGAAAUUGCUCGUGAGGCUCUUAAGAGGUUAGCUGCAGCAGGUUCAGUGAAAGGUGCUUUAGAAGGUCAUGAAUUGAGAGGAUUAGCAUUACGUCUUGCAAAUCAUGGAGAGUUGACUCGUCUAAGUGGUUUGGUUAACAAUUUAGUCACGCUUGGCUUGGGAAGGGAAGCAGCAUUUGCUGGUGCUGUUUUGGGUGACAAUGCUCUGAUGGAGAAAGCAUGGCAGGAUACUGGAAUGUUGGCAGAGGCUGUGCUUCAUGCUCAUGCACAUGGACGUCCAACUUUGAAGAACUUAGUGCAGGCUUGGAACCAAGCGUUACAGAGAGAGGUUGAACCUACCCCAUCCCAGAAGACAGAUGCUGCAGCUGCGUUUUUAGCUUCUCUUGAGGAGCCUAAGCUCACAAGUUUGGCAGAUGCUGGGAAGAAACCACCUAUUGAAAUCCUGCCUCCGGGGAUGAUGUCUCUUAAUGCUCCUAUUUCCAUCCAGAAAAAACCAGCUUCUUCUGCACAGAAUUCCCAACAACCCCCAGACAAGCCAUUGGCACUGGAAGCACCUCCUACAACCACAGCUGCACCAGAGAGUGCUACUCAGCAGCCUGAAUCCACACCAGCAUCAGUUAAUGAGCCAACUCCAUCAGAGUCUACCUCAGAGUCCACGCCAGCUCCUGUAGCUGCUCCACCUCAACCAGAAUCAGGUGAAACCACCGUAGAUAAUGGGGUUCCUACCCCUGGACCAGCUAGUGACGGAGGUCCAAAUGUUAAUGGUGAAACUGGUCAAGCAGAAACGUCUACUGCCAAUCCAGUACUUCCAGAGGUUCCCCCACCUCCAGUAGCAGCAGAGGUUUCGGAGACUUCUACUCCAAGUAUAACUGCAGUUCCUACAACAACUACAGUUCCGGCAAAUGAUCCCUUUAUAUGAUCGGUAUACCCACCGCUUGAAAAAUGAAUUCAUUUAUAAUUCAUGUUUUGUAAAGAAAUCGUUUUACAGAUGAAGGAAAUCUAGUAUAUUAGUUUGUAACAAGCCUAAACUCCAAAGCUAAAUUGUACCGAGCAGCUGUGUUUCCCUUUUACCUAAUUUUUUUUGUAGAGAAUGGUACCGAGCUGCGAUGUUGUCUCAUAUUGCUGUGAUUGUGACAUGUCGAGGGUUUUCUUUUCAUUUUGUUUUGAAUUUUUUGUUGACUGAAUUUAAAUUUUUGCUGUUUUAUAAUUUACAAGUUGAAUGUCAACCUGUCUAGUUCA
Molecule: messenger RNA, 4782 nt
Organism: Vigna unguiculata (cowpea)
Lineage: Eukaryota; Viridiplantae; Streptophyta; Magnoliopsida; Fabales; Fabaceae
Product: Transducin/WD40 repeat-like superfamily protein
Molecular function (GO): protein binding
Source: RefSeq, a predicted model, not a curated record